ACCCCUUCUCCCCCUCCUCGUCUUUGAUUAUCGUUAUUACUAUUAUUUAUUAUCGCUGCUUCCCAGCUCCCUGCCCAACCUCCGGGCGCCCCGUCCCUCCGCCCCCGCCCCUCCCUCCGCAGCCACCACCCCGCAGCCCCGCCGCUCCCCCUCCAGCAGCGGCGCGGCGAGCGGCACCGCGGAGCGGAGCGGAGCGCCGAGUCCCAGCGGCGGCCGCAGCCCCUCCGGCACGGCCCCGGGGCCCAUCCCGGGAGCCGCCGCUAGGUGGGGGGGGGAGCCCGGCCCCGCGGCCGCCCAACAAUGACUUUGGGCAGCAGCGGCGGCGGCUGCGGGAUCAUGUCCGAGCGCUCCCCGGAGGAAGAGCCGCUCUCCGAGGUGGAGGACGCGGAUAUCGACGUGGUGGGACCGCCCCAGGAUGGGGGCAAGUACAGCGAGGACGAGGAGGAGGAGGAAGACGACGACGAGGAGGACGAGGAGGACGGCGGCGACCCGCUGGGGCUCGCCCUGUCGCGGAGCGGGGCCGCCCCGGCGCGCAUGGGGGGCUCCCCGGAGCGGCUCUCGCCCGCCGGCGGCCCCGAGCCCCGCGGCGCCGCGCCCGGAGAGAAGGCGGCGGCGGGCGGCGGCGGGGGCGGCGCGGGGGGAAAGAACCCGCUGGUGAAGCCGCCCUACUCCUACAUCGCCCUCAUCACCAUGGCCAUCCUGCAGAGCCCCAAGAAGCGGCUGACGCUGAGCGAGAUCUGCGAGUUCAUCAGCGGGCGCUUCCCUUACUACCGGGAGAAGUUCCCCGCCUGGCAGAACAGCAUCCGCCACAACCUCUCCCUCAACGACUGCUUCGUCAAGAUCCCCCGGGAGCCCGGCAACCCCGGCAAGGGCAACUACUGGACGCUGGAUCCCGAGUCCGCCGACAUGUUCGACAACGGGAGCUUCCUGCGCCGGAGGAAGCGCUUCAAGCGGCAGCAGCAGCUGCACCCGCCGCACCCCGAGCUGCUGCUGCGGGCCGGGGCCGCCGACCCCGCGGCCUUCCUGCCCGGCUUCGCCUACGGACCCUACGGCUACAACUACGGGCUGCAGCUCCAGGUACCCCCACCACCACCCCCAUCACCCCGGCGGCGGCGGCGGCGGCGGCGCGGCGCCUUCCCCUUCCCGGCGCCGCACUGCCCGUUACCGGCUCCGCCGCCUCCCGCCGCCGCCUCCGUCUUCUCCGCCGCCUCGGGGCUGCCCUCCUUCCUGGGCGGCGAGCUGAACUGCAGGAAGUCCUUCUACCACCCCCAGCUCAGCCCCACCGCCCUGCCCGCCGCCCUCCUCCAGACCCUGAAGCCGGACCCCACGCCCGCCGGCGGCGGCACCACCAACCACCCUUCCCGUCCUUCUUUUUCCAUAGACAACAUCAUCGGGGGGGCCGUGCCCCCGCCUCCCAGCACCAACCCCAGCGCCGCGCCCGCCGCUCCCUACCCCGCCGGCCAGGCGGCCCCCCCGGCGCAGGUCCUGGCCGUGCUCAGCCCCGCCUUGGCCCCGGCGCAGCCACAGGUCAGCCUGGCUCACGAGCCGCUCCUGCAGCCGCCACAGAACUUUUCCAGUAAAAUCACAACCCUGAGCAGCUGUCAUUUUUAAAGCGUGCUGGGGAAAGGGGAGGGGGGGGGGAGAGUCGCGAAGCAAACGGCCCCUUCCCAGCUCUCCCCCCUCCUCCCAAACUGCUCCCUUUCCCUCUCCCCAUCCAUCCCCCCCCAUCUCCUCCCGUUGUGUUUUAAGGUAGGAAAUAUUUUU
This is a messenger RNA of Cuculus canorus (common cuckoo), 1764 nucleotides long. It is a transcript of the gene FOXD2, whose product is annotated as forkhead box D2. The record is from RefSeq and is a predicted model, not a curated record. Gene Ontology annotation, molecular function: RNA polymerase II cis-regulatory region sequence-specific DNA binding; DNA-binding transcription factor activity, RNA polymerase II-specific. Gene Ontology annotation, biological process: cell differentiation; regulation of transcription by RNA polymerase II; anatomical structure morphogenesis. NCBI's taxonomy places the organism in Eukaryota, Metazoa, Chordata, Aves, Cuculiformes, Cuculidae.